ACUACCCGGGACACCCAUGAUUGGUGUACGUCGUGAACAUCGCCCAACCACACGAAAGAACCUCAUCAAUACAUACCAUUAGGCGGGCAAGGAGAACGCUUGUCCAAGUAGCAACUGUUAUACAAACCGUCCUAUGUAGGAAUUCAUCGCAUGUGAAGGCUCGCUCUCGUGCUGGGAUUGUGUUGCAUUUUUGAAUUCGCUUUUUAGUGUUGUUUAUUUGAAACAUAAGAAAUUAUUGACGUUGCCAAGGCUUUACCAAAUUUCAUUGGGCUGACUCCAUGGACUGAUUCGCAAGGUCGGCUAUAUAUUUUUUCGGAAUACGAGCAUGAUGAGCAACUACGAAUUCGAAGAUACAAAAUAUAAAGCAUUAAACAUUCGCAUAAUCUACUGCAACAAAGGCUUAGGAAGAUAAAAUAUAGCUUAAACUACCAAACAAUCAACAUCUAAAAGGUACCGUCUAUGAUCAAGAGCAUUCGUGAAGGAUAUAAACUCAAAACUUUCAAUUCACUUAUUUGCCAAGCGGAUUCAAAGAAAUUCCCUGGAGACACCGGUGACCCUCAUAUUUUGGCUUCAGGUUUUUAAUGUGAUAUUUACUGUGUUUAUUUCCACUAUUUACACUCAGCUAGUUGAUUACCUGUGAUCGUUUGGCAGUAACUUCACAUUAUUUACAAGAAAGUAUCAGUGUCGCGGAAAACUUUCUCGAGAGUUUUAUCUCGUUGUGUAGCGUUCUUCUGGAUUUUUCCACACCUAGGAUUUAUUAUCAAGUAGCUUUUAGACUAAUUGAAUUUCCAAAAUUUCCAAAUGUCUGUUGACGAUAACACGGCUGUGGAAAGGAUGGAGAAACAGCCACCUCCAGCCACCAUCUCCACAGAUGUGGAGGUUGAGGACUCCCAGAAGGAAAUCAAAAAGAAGAAGGCAGUGGAAUGUUGCAAAAAGGUUAUGGGGGUCGUUGGAAGUCAUGUGGGAUUAGGGCUAGUUGUCGUCCUCUACACUGGGUUAGGAGGUCUCAUAUUCGAACACUUGGAGACGACAAAUGAGAAAAAUACAUGUAUCGAGACGUUUAACAAGUAUGUAGAAGCCGAGAAUGAUACAUUAUCUAGGCUCUGGGAGAUGAAUAUUCAGAACUUGGAAGAGUAUGAUACCAAGACUGCCUUCAAGAAGGUUUUGGAGAAGUUUAGGGACCGCACAGUAUCUAUAGGGUAUGAUGGAACCAACUGCUCCAUAAUGGGCGAGGAAGGUGGAAUGCCUUUCAGAUGGUCCUUCUCUGGGUCACUAAUGUUCGCCGUCACCGUCAUCACAACCAUCGGUUACGGCCACAUAGCGCCGAAAACAUACUGGGGUCGACUGGUCUGCAUAGCAUACGCUGUCCUUGGUAUCCCGUUACUCCUCCUUUUCUUGGCAAACAUCGGUGACGUCCUAGCAGACCUGUUUAAAUUAGUCUACAGUAAAGUUUGCUGCUGCGGGUGUUGUCGGAGGAAAGAGAGUACAAAAGUUGAGCAGAUAGAACGGCCGAGUCCGCCGCAGAACGCGUGGCGGACGGACGCCUCGGGGAAGCCGCAACCGCCGCCUAAAUCUGGUCCGGUCAUCAUAGAAGACGACGAAGAGGAAGACGAAUUCGACGAAGACAACAUCACCAUUCCGCUUACUGUCACGAUGGGUGUGAUAGCAUUUUAUAUCUUCGUGGGUUCACUGUUGUUCGGAUUUUGGGAAGGUUGGGCGCCACUCGAGGCAUCAUAUUUCUGCUUCGUGACAAUAAGUACUAUCGGUUUCGGGGACUUUGUCCCGGGGAGUGACAACUUCGAGGACCCCCAGACGCAAAUGAAUAUGAUUCUGGGCGCCAUUUACAUGCUGUUCGGAAUGGCGAUUCUCUCGAUGUGUUUCAGUCUAAUUCAGGAUGAGAUAGCCGCAAAGUUCAAAUGGUUGGGCCAGAAACUCGGUAUCGUCGACCACUCCAAGGCCGAGGCUGAGGUGGAGGCAACAUGAACCUCCUCAACAUAAUUAAGGCAACGAACUUGUAAUUGGUCAUAUCAUUAAGAGCAUUCCUAUCGUUUGACUGUGUUUUCCCUUUGAAGCCUUCCCUUCUGAGAUACUGAAAGAUAAUGAUAGUGUCUUUUCACUGUCACAAGCGUACAGCAUGUACAUGCACAACUCUAAAAGCGGGAUUAUAUGAGCAGUGGUUGUCUCGAUCAUGCACUGAAACCGGGCGGUUGAGGAGAGGUUAGUUUAUGCCUCAAUGGGGAGGACUACUCUUUAGGGAGCCGGAGUUGGUACUAUACUGUGCAAAGAAGAAACGUGUCAAAAGCCGUUUUCUAAAUGAAUAUCUUUAAUUGUGCUGGGUACAUUCAGAUUGGUGGGUAGAAAAAUGAGUUGAAGAACAAGACAAAAUGCCUCAAGUGAUUACAAAAAGGAGAGGCCUAUCACCGGAUUUACGUCUCCAUUCAUUGACGUAUUCCAGGUAAACCUGGAUCACUGGUGACAGCCCAUUUAAUUAGAGGUGAAAAGAUUAUCAUCAAAGGUUCAACUAAUAUUUUGUUGAUGGGUACAGUAAAGUUUAUUAUUCAUAAGUUGGUCGUAAUGCAAACGAAUGAGCACAUAUUUGACCAAAUAGUGAUCCGAAUCAGAAAACGCAAUGCAAGAUAACGAUAGUGUUUGAGCGGAUUAGAAUGAGAGUAUUUUGAUGGAAUGUCAUAACAACGAAGUUUAACUUCAAAGAAUCUCCGGCACGACAACGAGUGUUCAAUCCUGGGUCCUGUCAGUGUCUACGUUUUCGUUCAAAAGCUACGAAUUUACUCAGAAAAGGAGGGGACGAGCUGAAUUGUAACCAUGCUUUUCGCACCGAACAACCUUGAUAGAUGUCUCCUAAUUGGCCAAUACCGACUCGGAAGUCCCAUAUUGCUGCUCAUAUACAAGGUGGCUGGGUUGUCGAAGGGGGAUAUGAGACGCUAACGGAUAGAAGGUUUACUCUAUUGCCAUGGUUUGACAGCAGGAUCCCUUCAUAUGAUGUUGAACUACUGAUAGAUUUGCGUGGAUGACCCAUUAUUUCAAUUUAAAUCCAAUAGGUUACAACACCAGGGCGGAGUUAUAUUUGGAAUAUGUGGAUAAAAUUUGUUUAACCCACAAACCGAAUAAAAUCAGGCAAUCUGACCACUGUAUGAUCGGCUACAUGUAGGUCAAGCAAUCUGAACAUUGUGAUUAUGAAAAAUAUUGUGAUAUUAGUUUGAUAUUAGGAGAGUUCGAAGCAAAAGUGAAAGACAAACAAGUCCAUUGGUAAAAGACAAAAAAAUGAAAUAAAUCAUUGUUGUGAGAACGUUUUUGACAUGCUGCUCUUCAGACACGACUGUGUCUCAGAUUUUCACUUCUGCUUCGAUUUCCCUUAAUUUUGUUUGAACUUCGUUGUUGUUUACUUCAUGUGUGUAAUGUAAAUGUUUAUUUCAAUCCUUGUAUAUUGUAACUUGAUCGACUUCCGGUUGAGAAUGAAGAAUUUCACAAGGGCGUUGAUUUCAUGUUAUGUUUGAAAUCAUUUAGAUCCUCAUGCCGACUGCUUAGUUAAAUUUUAAAAGUGACUUUUUCUGCCAGUUUAUCUAUGCUAUCUGAUUUACCGUCCGAAUUAUACUUUUUUUGUUGCGAGGAAGAUCUAUGCACAAUGUUUCCGGAGUAUGAGUACAUGUAUAUGAAUUUACCAUUGGAUGGCACACACUUUGCCUCAAUAAAGUUUUCGCGUGGUUGUCGGAAAAGAGGUUUAAUCAGAUGGCCUUUUUUAUCCUUUGUCAAAUCGUUAUUGAGCUGCUGCACCGCACUGCAUCAUCCUGGCAUAACCAGUGGACGGACCGUUUUCAAUAUACUCCGCCUGUCGACAUGACGUAGGACUGAAAAAAGCUUGAUCUCAGGAUGCACUGCAUGCGUUUGAUGAUUGACUAACGCCAUCUUUAGUGUUUAAACGAAGCGAUCAAAGUGAUGCCAUACUAUUUCCAACCUCGCUUUGAUUGGAUUGCCGAAAGCAAAUGAAAUGGUGUCUUCUCGUAUCCUUGGCGUGUUGAAACUCCUUGGUCGUAACUUUCUGCUGUUUUUUGCUAUCUUUCUCGAAGGGUUAUCAUAUGUAAAAGGGGAAAAAGUUUAUCGCUAGAUUCAUUUUGCACAAUCAAAUCGGGAUGUCAAUAUCCACAUCUAAUGUUAGAUAUGUCAGUCAAAAUUGCACAGACAACGCGUUUUAUGCUGUUGGACCAAUGUAGGCCGGUUCUGGCGUUUUAGUAGGCCUACUUUCUAAAAAAGGUUAACUGCUGCUGAAAAUCAUGAAGUUAAAGUAUGUCUCUAGGAAACAAACGUCUGCCUUUACUUUGACAACGGAAAAACGAGUAACAAAUGAUGCUGGUUAUUACAGGCAUCUUAUGCAUGAAUGGGACGGUACAUGUACACACCCAACGUUGGUGAAACUUCGUCCAGGCGAUGGCUGCUGAAAAGACAAGGAUUUAACUGCAGGCAGGACUGUUGGAAGAAAUGUGGAAAUGUCUAUAUCAAAACAUUGGACCAGUGUAAUACCUGUCAGUGUUUCCCAUCUUUCAGUGUUUUCCUUUUUGUUCCCCUUUUCACGGAAUGAGGCGAGUACACACCCUACGGUACAGCAACAACCAUUCGAGGCCAGGUCAACUGUAGGGAAAACGCUCACAUACAGAAACACUCGCAGGUGCUACAUACCUGCAUCGAUAUGUAAAAUAUAAAAUGUAAAUAUCUUGUGUGCAUUAUUUAUUGUUAUACUUCUCUUGUUGGUGUUUCCUUUAUAAUGAUCACACUGCUGUUUAAAAUACUAUACAUGUAUAUGCAGAUAUAUAUGUACAUCUUAUGACACUUUCUCUUUUUAAGAAGUAAAGUUAUUUCUUUAAAUAA
Molecule: messenger RNA, 4881 nt
Organism: Lineus longissimus
Lineage: Eukaryota; Metazoa; Nemertea; Pilidiophora; Heteronemertea; Lineidae
Product: TWiK family of potassium channels protein 18-like
Exons: 2
Coding region: 802-1983 (393 amino acids)
Biological process (GO): stabilization of membrane potential; potassium ion transmembrane transport
Cellular component (GO): plasma membrane
Molecular function (GO): potassium ion leak channel activity; outward rectifier potassium channel activity
Source: RefSeq, a predicted model, not a curated record